This is a messenger RNA of Fomitiporia mediterranea MF3/22, 3953 nucleotides long. Its product is annotated as P-loop containing nucleoside triphosphate hydrolase protein. The record is from RefSeq and is a predicted model, not a curated record. Gene Ontology annotation, biological process: maturation of SSU-rRNA from tricistronic rRNA transcript (SSU-rRNA, 5.8S rRNA, LSU-rRNA). Gene Ontology annotation, cellular component: nucleolus; intracellular anatomical structure. Bases 1 to 3825 code for a protein of 1274 amino acids. Gene Ontology annotation, molecular function: ATP binding; RNA binding. The transcript has 14 exons. Lineage: Eukaryota; Fungi; Basidiomycota; Agaricomycetes; Hymenochaetales; Hymenochaetaceae.
AUGGGCCAUCUCAGAGAACGUCAUAAUGCAAAAGCGAGACAAUCAUCACGACCCACAAAACGUGCUAAACAUGCACAUCACACUUCCGAUAUUGCUUCUAAGAACAACAACGAUCCGGACCCGAAUUCUUUAAUCCAUGUGCCGAAGAGUGAGGAGCAGAAGAACCAGGAGCGUCGAGAGAGGCUACGUCAGGAAUUACUUGAGCAACAAGCCAAUUCAAAGGUAACCUCGAAGAAGAAACGACGACUCGAGAAAUACAUUGACAAGAAACUGAAGAAAGAAGAACGUGUACAAUUACUUGAGAAGCUAGCACAGACUCAAGCACAACUCCCAACUACCUUGCAUCUCCAGCCCUCAUCCACCCUUGGUUCUCGGAAAGUACAGACACAUGAAGAGUUACAGGCAAAGCAGGAGGACAAGGAAGUUCGCCGGAUAAUGGAGGGCAGAGGCAAAGGUGGACGACGGAAACGAAAUAUGUAUUCAGGAAUGGACGUGGAUACGGACGAAGACAGCGGAACUGAAGAAGACAACGAUAUGAGAAAAAACGAUGAAGGUAGUCGAGAUGCCGACAUGGAAAAGGAGCUACCAGGCAGCUCACCCGAGUCCCCUGUUAUCAUCUUCGAUGAGCCGGAAGAUGUACCGAAAAUUCUACCGCAAGUAACGGAUGCAGUAGGCAGUGCUCUGCGUAGGAACAAAGAUGGAACGUUACAGGAGCCAAAAGUUUUGAAACGUCAGCCUAAGGGCCCACGAACGGCAUUUAAAAGAUGGGGAGAUCGUUCACAUGCCCGAACCAAUGCCAAAGAGCCGGAUGCCUCGAGCGAGAGCUCCUUUGACAGUUCUGACUCCGCGUACGACUCAUCUGAACAUAAGGAAGAGAAUUCCGGAGACUCGGAUGGUGACAACGACGAUGAUGACAGCGGCAGUUCUGCUAGCGAAGAUGAUUCUAACGGUGAUACCAGUUCUGAAGAAGAACAAGGUGACUCGCCUCCGUCGUCAAAGCGCAAGCGGGGAGGAUUCAAGGACUGGGCAAUGCAGCAGCUUAGCGAGGCAAAAGGUUAUGUCGCGCUUCCCUCCAAGGACGAGGCCAAUGACGUGACAUUUCCUCUAUCGCGAGUUUCGGAGAAAACAAAUCGUGCGGCAGAUGAUGGUCCGCGCGAGAUGCGCGGCCCUCUUGGAGAAGAUAUACACCUUCCGGAUACAACUCUCGCUCAAGAACUCAAGCCGCCGACUAACAUAAUAGCAACUGAUGCCGACAAACAAGAAAAGGUUGCUCGAAAGUUUGUAACUGUCACUCGCUCGGACGCUAUACAAACAGCACGUCUCGAACUCCCUAUCUUGGCUGAAGAGCAGCCUAUUGUUGAAGCCAUUCGCAUGAAUCCCGUCAUCGUUCUAUGCGGUGAGACAGGCAGUGGAAAGACGACUCAGGUUCCGCAGUUCUUAUACGAAGCUGGAUUUGGCUGUCCAGGGAGUGAUAAUCCAGGAAUGAUAGGCAUAACUCAGCCUCGUCGGGUAGCCGCGAUGUCCAUGGCAGCGCGUGUUGGUCAAGAGUUGUCUCUUCCGCCGCCUCAAGUAGCAUAUCAAAUUCGCUACGACGCAACAACCUCGCCCAAGACUGUAAUUAAGUUCAUGACGGACGGGAUCUUGUUGCGUGAGCUUGCGAGCGACUUUACAUUAAGCAAAUAUUCGGUUGUUAUUGUGGACGAAGCACAUGAACGGAGCGUCAACACUGACAUCCUCAUCGGUGUGCUCAGCAGAGUUAUUCGCCUGCGUGAAGAGCUGUGGAAAGCCGGCAAAGACGGGGCGAAGCCUCUUCGCCUGAUAAUCAUGUCAGCUACACUUCGAGUAUCAGACUUUGCAGAAAAUCCGACGCUAUUUCCAACUCCGCCUCCAAUUUUACGCGUAGACGCUCGUCAGCAUCCUGUCGCGGUUCACUUCUCUAGAAGGACGUAUCCGGAUUACGUGACUGAAACCAUCAAGAAGGCGAGCAAGAUUCACGCUCGGCUUCCUCCAGGAGGCAUCCUCAUAUUCCUCACCAGCCAAAAUGAGAUCACAGGCGUGUGCAGGAAAUUGGCGUCGUGUUAUGGGAAGAGUGCGAUUAUGGCGCGGAAGAAGCGCCGAGGAGUGGCGUCUGUGCGUAGGACGAAGGAGGACGACAUACUGGACGACCAGUCGGAUGGUGGUCCAAAGGUCGCACCAGCAAUAGCUAGUGUUGAAGUUGAAGACUUGGAGCUCGGAGACUUCAAGCAAGACGAUGAGGCUAUUGACGAUGGAACUCCACCUAGAGAACUAGACCCUGAAGCUCUAGACACGGACGAGGAGGAUGAGGAAAAUAAAGCGUUGGGAAUCGACUUUGAAGACUCAGAAGCGCCCAUGCAUAUCCUACCUUUAUACUCCAUACUUCCAACGGAACAGCAAAUGCGUGUCUUUGAGCCUCCUCCAGAAGGAUCGAGGCUUGUUGUCGUUGCGACUAACGUCGCCGAGACUUCGUUGACCAUCCCUGGGAUACGCUAUGUAGUCGACUGCGGGCGGGCUAAAGAGCGAUGUUAUGACGUCUCAUCCGGCGUUCAAUCCUUCCGCGUAAACUGGAUAUCAAAAGCUUCCGCUAACCAAAGAGCCGGUCGCGCGGGUCGAACAGGUCCAGGACACUGUUACCGUCUAUACUCUUCCGCCCUCUUCGAAAAUCACUUCGACCAAUUCGCUCGUCCAGAAAUCCUCCAAAUGCCUAUCGAAGGUGUUGUACUUCAGAUGAAGAGCAUGCACAUCGAUACCAUUACGAACUUCCCGUUCCCUACUCCACCUGAUAGAACGAGCUUAAGAAAAGCUGAGGUUCUCUUGACACGUCUUGGUGCAUUGUCUCCGACCACCGCGAUUUCGCGUUCAUUGACGUCUUCUGCGGAUAAUCCGAUUACUGAGCUUGGGAAGACUAUGGCUCUUUUUCCAUUGUCACCGCGAUUUGCGAAGAUGCUUGUUAGUGGUCGUCAACAUGGUUGUUUGCCUUAUGUGAUCACGAUAGUUGCUGCUCUUUCUGUUGGAGAUCCCUUCCUCCAUGAAGAAGCACUGCAAACGAACGACUCUGUAAAUGACAACGAAGGCGACGAUGAGGUAUCUGUUGCUCGGAAUGGAGAGACGGAUGCGAAGGAAUUGAACAGGCUUCGCAGAAGGGCUUUCUUCAAGUCACAAGAGAUACAUUCAAAGAUGGGUAAAGGCUUAAGUGACGUCUUCCGAGACCUCUCUGUCGUCGGAGCGUGCGAAUACGCUGGUGGUGGUCAGCAAUUCUGCCGCGAGCAUUUCGUGCGACCAAAAGCUAUGGAAGAGAUACAUAAACUCCGCGCGCAGAUUAGUAGUAUCGUGUCUACCAAUUUCCCGGGUAUCGACACAGGCUUUGCGAGUAAACUUAAACCUCCAAGCGAUCUGCAGCUUAAAGUCCUGAGGCAACUCAUCUGCUCCGCCUUCAUCGACCAGGUUGCCGUACGGAAGGACUUAGUCCAGAGCACAGCGAUAUCCGGCAACAAAUACGCUUCUGCUCGGGGCGUACCCUAUCGUGCACUAGGAAUCGAGGAAGACGCUUUUAUUCAUCCUUCAUCAGUUCUCCACAAUAAAUCUCCUCCGGACUAUGUCAUUUUCCAAGAAGCGGUACAUUCUAGCAAGUUAUGGUUGAAGAACUUGACUGUCGUCAAUCCCGCGUGGCUAUCUGCUCUUGGGAAGGGAACAUUGUGCGCAUACAGCAAGCCAGCGAAGAACAGCUCAGGCGAGCUCAUGGUCAUUCCACGUUUUGGUCCUGAAGAUUGGGAGCUCCCCGCAAUUAAAGCGGAUUCUAUGCGUUAAGUUUAGAUUAAGUGUAAUUGCGAGAAACCGUGAAGCGAACAUGUUUGAAACUCCAGAGAUCCAAAUGUCAACAAAUCUAGUGUAGACAAGUACGAAAAAUUUGACUGCUGAUACAUUUUGUGCAGUUU